AGUCGAUUAUUCUUCGAUUAUAAGAAAUAAUUAUUUGUAAUUGAUCAGUUUUUUGCAAUGUUACGUUUACAACUACGCAAUUGUAGAAUCGACCUUUAUAAAUAUUAUGUUUGAAUGUUUAUAUACAUUUAUUUAUAAAAACCUCUGAAUAUGGAUCCAAUGAAGAAAAGAUACAAGCUUAUGUUGGAUCCUCAAUAUCGAGAAGAUUGGACAUGCUUAAAAACUCAUCAAUCUUGGAUGAAAAUGAAAACAGAAAUGAAUGUUGCAAAAAAUCUCUAUAAAAAUACCGAACAUUCAAUACAGGAUUUCUCCGACAUUAGUGACGAUAACGCAUUAUUGGAAACAAUUUCCGUUGUGAAUACAUUUGAUGACACGUACAGUACGCAUCAUACAGACGAAGAAAAUUGUUUCACCGAAGAUACUUAUAGUGACGGCAGUUUUACAGAUGAAGGGAAUAUCGAAUAUGAUACGGAUGAAGAUAGUGUCAUGCAUGAUGCAAAUGAAGUACAUGACUCGGAACACGAAGAGCUCCCAGAUAACGAAAAUAAUGAUGAUAACUCAAUUAUGUUCGAAACAUCUGCACUAACAAUUUCGGAUGUUAUGUUAAUGAUUACGGCAAUUUGUGUCCGGUUUAAUUUAUCAUAUGAAAUAAGAAAAGCAAUCGUUGAUUUAAUAAAAUGUUUAGCUGGACCGCAAUUUAAAACUUGGUCUAUGAGUAAAUAUACAUUAAAGAAGAAAUACGAUCCACCAAAAAAUGUAUUGAGUUAUACCUUUUUUUGUAACUUAUGUAAAGCACUUUUGUUAGGACCAAUAUCAAAAUUAGAUUUUAAAAAUCAAUUUGUAUCUUGCAAAGAAUGCCAGCAAAAACAUAAAUUGACAAUGCAAUCUCAAUAUAAAUUUGUGUAUAUUGAUUUACAAUUUCAAUUAAAAAAACUAUUAAGUAACUCUUUCAUUCAACAGUCUGUAAUUGAAUAUAUACACCAUUGCGCUGAGAAGAGAAAUGCAGAUGGUAACGUGACAUUAAAUGAUAUAUCGGAUAGUGUGCUGUAUAAAAGUUUGUCUUCAAAAUAUUCAGGCGGAUCGGAUUAUCUUCUUACAUACAAUUUUAACACAGACGGUAUGCCUAUUUUUAAUAGUUCAAAAAAAAGUAGUUGGCCGCUUCUGUUAAUUUUAAAUGAAAUGCCACCAUCUUUACGAUUCAAACAUGUAUUGUUAUGUGCUUUAUGGAUAGGGGAUAAAGAGCCAACUCCAACUAUGAUGAAUAUGUUUCUAAAACAGUUCGUUGAACAAGCUAUGCAAUUGUUUGAAAAAGGUAUUACAAUCCAAAAUAAGCAAAGUCUUAUUACAUUUAAAUUAUUGCCAAUGUGCUGUGUUGUCGAUUCUGUAGCACGACCUAUUGUUCAAAAUAGAUUACAGUACAAUGGCUAUUAUGGUUGUUCAUGGUGUUAUGCUCGCGGAAAAUAUUUGCACGGAACUGUCCGCUAUUUAUUUAACGAAUCUAGUAAUCUUCGGACUCACGAAACACACAUGAUUGAUGUUCGGGAAGCUACAGAAUUUAAUAAAUGUGUCAGAGGUGUGAAGGGUAAUGCCAUUUUAUUGCAAUUACCACAAUUCAAUGCGGUAUGGGGAUUUUCCUAUGAAUUUAUGCAUGGAACUUUAUUAGGAGUGUAUAAACAAAUUGGAGACAGUUUUACUUGUAAAGACUCUCCAAUAUAUUUAACUGCAAUUCAACGGAAAGAAGUUAACACUCGAUUAACAAACAUAACUCCGAUAAAAAAAAUACAACGAUUACCGAGACCUUUGACUGAUAGAUGCAAAUGGAAAGCUUCCGAAUGGCUUUCAUGGGGAUUAUUUUACUGUCUUCCUUGUUUAAGUGGUAUAAUACGAGAUAAUCUUCUAGAACAUCUAGCGCUACUAGUAGGUACUUUAUUUUUACUGCUACAGAACAAUCUUAGUGAAAAUGAUCUGCGGAAAUGCGAAAUAGAUUUACUACGCUUCGUUGCAGAAUUUCAGAUUUUAUACGGAGAAAAAUGUGUAACAUUUAAUAUUCACAGUCUAUUGCAUAUUGUGCAGUCAAUUAAAAUGGUUGGGCCAUUAUGGGCGAAUUCUGCUUUCGUAUUUGAAAGUACUAAUUACGAUCUUAAACAAAAAGUGAGUGGACCAAAGAGCGUUGACAAUCAAAUUUGCACAAGAUAUCUGCAAAAGAAUUUAUUCAAGUGGCAAGCAGAUAGUAUUUAUGAAAAUUUUGAAAUUUGCGGACAAUAUUACAAAUAUUUAUUUGCGAAUCGUAUGCAUUCUGCUUCAGUUAAAAUUGUUGACGAAACAGUUUUGCUCGGUAAUGGUCAACCAAUUGAUAAUGGCUUUAUGUAUCAACGAUGCAUUUAUAAAGGUGAAUUGUAUCACACUACUAGUUAUAGACCAGAAAAAAAAACCAAUGAUUCUAUUGUACAAUUAAUUAAUAAUGAAAGUGCUCAAAUAAUAGCAAUUAUUAACAUUAAUGAUCAGUGUUACAUUGAUGUUAAAAAAAUAAAUACGGAAAAUGCAUUUCAUACGCCUCAUAUAUAUAAAGUAAUAAGUUAUGGGGAACGCAACAUAAGAAUUCCUGUAUCAAAUAUAAAAGCAAAAAUGUUAAUAAUCAAACAUACUGCUUUUACAUAUGUUUGUCGAAUUCCUAAUAUAUUUAACAUGUAAAUGUUAAUAAUUCUUAAUAAUUAUUAUAUCUGUUAAUCGCACUAUCAUAACUAUUAUAUCUUAAUAAUAUCUAUUAAUUGCAAUAAUACACAUUGGGAGCUUUCCAGAGACACAAAUUGACACAGCAGAAAUUUUGUCCUUGUCUCAAACUAAAUAUCAAACAAAGACAGAAAUACUGCUGUGUCAAUUUGUGUCACUUGCUGGAAAACUCCCAUUAUAGUCAUUGUACUGUAAUUUAAAAAUUAAAUGGAUAUUAAAGUAUGAUAAUGUUGGUGUACGAAAUUUUUAGUUUGUACGUCUAACAUGUAUGUGUGAAUAUGCAUAUUACAUAUUCCAAUAUAUAUAACUAUGUAAUAAAAUAUAUUAUUUAAUUAACUAAUGUAUAAUAUGGACUGUAUGGCAUAAAUAAAUUAAAUGUAAGAAAUUAAUAUUUCAUUUAAUAUCACAUAUAAUAUUUAAAUUUGUUAUUAUGUACAAAAACCCUUUGUAUAUAUGUAUAUAAUACAUAGCAAUAAAUGUUAAUAAUGUAUAAUAAGUGAGUUAUAUUCUUUCUUUUCCAUUAUAUGUGUAUAUACGAAUAUGCAUAUAUAUGUAUAACAUGAGAAAAGAAAGUGGAUGCAUUCAGUAGCACAACCGCUCACUGAGCGGCUAAGUAGCAAUUGAAGAUGAUUAGAUCUUAA
Messenger RNA from Monomorium pharaonis (pharaoh ant), 3371 nucleotides. RefSeq lists its product as uncharacterized. The transcript has 3 exons. NCBI's taxonomy places the organism in Eukaryota, Metazoa, Arthropoda, Insecta, Hymenoptera, Formicidae. The record is from RefSeq and is a predicted model, not a curated record. The coding region runs from base 151 to 2691 and encodes 846 amino acids.